Populus euphratica (Euphrates poplar) is the source of this 2625-nucleotide messenger RNA. RefSeq lists its product as uncharacterized. NCBI's taxonomy places the organism in Eukaryota, Viridiplantae, Streptophyta, Magnoliopsida, Malpighiales, Salicaceae. Bases 84 to 2300 code for a protein of 738 amino acids. The record is from RefSeq and is a predicted model, not a curated record. The transcript is spliced from 5 exons.
GCGCCAAAAUCCUGAACUCUCUCCUUCCAACAGAAACAGCAUCUCUUCUUCCGCUUCUUCUCUACUGCUGAACUUGUUAUGCAAUGGCAAGUGAAAAGCCAAAACAAGGAGAUAAAUUAGCAAAUCCUAGUUCUACACCGCAAAGGAAUGAAAAACUUGGGGCUCUUGAUCUAACUAAUUCACCUGCUGGCCAUAAUGAGAUUCUUGAUGAUCGGUUGCCACCAUUUCCCUUUUUCCAAACUGGGGAUAUGCAGGGAAUGCCUCAACAUUAUGCUCAGGAAAUGCCAUUGCCUGUCUUCUAUGUUGCUAGUAAGAUUUAUGAUGGUCUUCAGAACUCCAAGAUACACAGAAAAGUUGAUAGUGCCAGGAACGACAUGGCUAGAGGCUCAGAAAUGCGUAGUGAGGCUGCAGAAGCAAAAAAUAGUGACGUGCACAGGUCUUCCCUAAUUGGAGAAAGGGGACCUAGCACACCUAUGGCAAUGCAUAACUCAACUAGUGGAAGAGGGGUAAUUAAUAACAUUGUCAACACAAGUGCAGCUCAGUCUAGUCAUCCUCAAAUCCUUGAUGGGAGUUCUUUGAAGCUGGGAGUUGGAUCUAAUGCAGAGCCCAGGAAUACUUCUAAUGUCUCCAGCAGAUAUGGCACUAUUAAGUAUAAUGAGACUGCUCUUCCCCAAUUAAGUGCUUUAUGUGGUCAAAAAGAUGAUACAAGUUCUUUGAGCUCUUCUUCAAAGAUGACUGGGGAUUUUUCUACUAUUCAAAACAAUGCUGGAGGAUUCGAUAAUAAUGCUUCAAAUGACAUUGGAUUUUCCAGCCUCACACAGAAUGUUGAUGGGCUUUCUAGGGUAGUGCGAAAUGCAGGUAGGGCUUCUGAACAAGUGCAGAAUGUUGUUGAAUUUUCUAAUCUGCUGCCGAAUAUUGGUGUGUUUUCCAAUAAAAUGCAGAGUGUGGAUGGGAUUUCUCCUCAAACACCAAAUGUGGAUCGAUUUUCUAGUCAACUGCAGAAUGUAGAGCAGCUUCCUAGACCAACUCAGAAUGAGGGUGGUAGGACUUUGUCACUUUUAGCAGAUAGGCAACAUUAUCAUUCUAUUUCAAGCAACUGGAGCUCAGGCCCCAAAGUGAAUGCGAAUGCAAGAUUUUCAAAUGUAAAUCCUAGUACAGGUUUUCAGGGUUUUCCCACUGAGCCCUUAAUACUACAUAAUAGAAAUCAAGUUGGCAUGCCCGAUUAUGGACACGGGGAAACUGGGUUGCAAUCAUAUUAUUUCAUUAGGAAUGCUACUCAAAGUUCUUCUGACCAAAGACAGUAUCCUCACACAGGAACUUUCAUGAACCUCUCACCUGACCCUUCUCUGGUUGUUCCUUUUGUAGGGUUUGCCAGAAGCAACAGUGGACAGAGUCAAUCAGGUCAAGUAAUCCCAGCAGCAAAUGCACCUGCUCAGUUGUCCGGUGUUCCUUGUAGACCAUCAUGCAAGAGGGGUGCGAGUGAAUCCUCUCUUGCUACUCCUGAGGCUUUACACCGAAAGUUCAGAGUUUCUAGAGCUUCCAGUCACUUGUCUACUCCAAAUACGGCCCAAAUUGCUUCACCUCAUGCACCAUCGCCUCUGGCUUGGACUCCUUCCUUGAAGCUGCCCGCUGUCCAGCUAGUUCACCCAUGCACAAUUCAAUCUCCUCCAGAUGUGUCACAAAUUAAUGCACCAGCUCUGGUCCAGAUUCCUCACCUGAGUCCACCACUGGUUCAAGCAGCUUACCGAAACCUAGCCCGGUGUGCUUCGAAUGUGGCCCAAAUGACUCCACCUCACUCACCUCUGGCAUGGACUCCUCCCAACUCAGCCCUAGUCCAAACUGAUCGUCCACACCUAGCGCAGUUUACUCUUAAUUUGACCCGAGCUCCACCCAAUGCACCUCUGGCUGGGACUACUCCCUCAAGCCAAUUGCUAAUCCAAACUGUUCGCCCAAACUUGGCCCAGAAGCCUCCAAUUCGCCAACUCUUGGCCCAAAAUACAUCUGGUCGACCACCCUUUUCCCAUCGUGUUCCACCCUUGCCCAGUAUAAAAGCACAUUAUCACAUAAAAUGGCAAGGUCCAGAAAAAACUCCUCAACUAAGUGGACACCAGUGUUUUAUAUGCAAGAGGGAUCUCUCAUUCACGCCAGAAGGGCCAGUGGAACAACCAGUGAAUCCACAACCUGUUGCUGUCUUGCCAUGCCACCACCACUUUCAUACUUUCUGCUUGGAGCGUAUUACUACCGGAAGCGAUGCAGAGAAUCCUCCAUGUAUUCCUUGUGCCUUGGGUGACAAGAACUAACUCUGACCAUGAUCAUUCAUGUCCUCAAUGUUUUUUCUUUUCUUUUUGUCUUUUUGUUCAAUCCUGCUAGCAUUAGUCUUCUUGAUAUAUCAUAUAGAGGGAAACUCUAAGUUUUGGAGAAGAGCUACUAUAUUAAAUAGCUAGCUACAAUUCUUUUAACUGUGUACAGCAGAUAGUUUUGGAGAAGAGCUACUAUAUUAAUUAGCUAGCUACAAUUCUUUUAACUGUGUACAGCAGAUGACAUUACUGAUACAAACUACAACAUCUAAAAUCAAUCUAGUAGAGGACACUUCAUGAUUAAUAUAACGCAUCCUUUAAACAUUCU